This is a messenger RNA of Anarrhichthys ocellatus (wolf-eel), 1043 nucleotides long. It is a transcript of the gene chmp5b, whose product is annotated as charged multivesicular body protein 5b. The record is from RefSeq and is a predicted model, not a curated record. NCBI's taxonomy places the organism in Eukaryota, Metazoa, Chordata, Actinopteri, Perciformes, Anarhichadidae. Gene Ontology annotation, cellular component: multivesicular body. The transcript has 8 exons. Bases 88 to 750 code for a protein of 220 amino acids. Gene Ontology annotation, biological process: vesicle budding from membrane; late endosome to vacuole transport via multivesicular body sorting pathway.
UCUCUUCCGGGUGUUUUGCUUCAGCUGGACGGUGUCAGCGAGCUAGCGUAGCUUUCUUUAAGAGUCAAAAGCCUUCAUUUUUACAAAAUGAACCGCAUAUUUGGUAGGGGAACACCCAAGGCUCCACCGCCGAACCUCUCAGACUGCAUAGGAAACGUUGAUUCUCGCUCGGAGUCCGUGGACAAGAAGAUUGCCAGACUAGAUGUUGAACUUGUGAAGUACAAGGACCAGAUGAAAAAGAUGAGAGACGGGCCCUCAAAGAACAUGGUCAAGCAGAAAGCUCUGAGAGUUCUGAAGCAGAAGCGGAUGUAUGAGAGCCAGAGAGAUAACCUCAUGCAGCAGUCGUUCAACAUGGAACAAACAAACUAUACAAUCCAGACCCUUAAAGACACUAAAACCACAGUCGAUGCCAUGAAAACCGGCCUUAAAGACAUGAAGAAAGCAUACAAGCAUGUGAAAAUAGAUCAGAUCGAGGAUCUUCAAGAUGAGCUCGGGGACAUGAUGGAGGAUGCCAACGACAUCCAGGAGGCGCUGGGCAGGAGCUACGGCACACCUGAAAUUGACGACGACGACUUGGAGGCCGAGCUGGAUGCUCUGGGAGACGAGCUCCUGAUGGACGACGACAGCUCCUACCUGGAUGAGGCUGCAACAGCGCCUUCCAUCCCAGAGGGCAUGCCCGGCGACAAGUCGGUCAACAGGGAUGGUGUCCUGGUGGACGAGUUUGGCCUUCCUCAAAUUCCUGCUACAUAAAAGUGCAAUCCGAACACUCGUGCUAGUUUUACAUGUAUCAUAGCCUUUUUGUAUUUAUCCAACUGACACUCCCAGCCUUUAGAGUGCGGCAAUAAAAACCACAGCAUCUUCUGUCCAACGAACGAUGAACUGCAUCUUAAAAUCGGGUAUCUUUCAUUAAAAGUUGAUUAUUAUUCUGUUAGUGAGCUCAUAUCUAUCUGAGGUGAUUGUUUGAAUUGGGAUUCUCUUAACUUUGUACAGUUUCUGCAGCAUUUGAUGCCAAGAACAAAAUAAAUAAUAUUUUUCAAACAAUA